Messenger RNA from Cercospora beticola, 1168 nucleotides. RefSeq lists its product as uncharacterized. The record is from RefSeq and is a predicted model, not a curated record. NCBI's taxonomy places the organism in Eukaryota, Fungi, Ascomycota, Dothideomycetes, Mycosphaerellales, Mycosphaerellaceae.
AGCAGGGAGCAACAUCGUGCGAUAAUCACAAUGGCAUCAACAGGAAAAUCUGUCUUCAUCGUGGGACCUGGCUUCAUUGGCUGGAAUGUCCUUGACCUUCUCAUCAACGAAGGAUACCAAGUGACUGGCCUCGUCCGCCGCAAAGAACAUGGCGACCAAAUUGCAAAGUCUGGUGCCAAAGUCGUGCAAGGUGAUCUGAACGACAAGGACAAGAUCGCCGAAGAAAGUGCCAAACACGACAUCACAAUUCAUACCGCAACCGCAGAUCAUCUCCCAAGUGUCGAAGCUGUGCUCGAUGGUAUCAAGCAGCGUACUGCCAAAGGACUGCCAGCCAUCUUCAUCCACACCUCUGGCACCAGCGUUCUCGACGAUGGAGCACUCAAUGCAUACAAGAGCGAUGAAAUCUACCACGACGACGUCAGAAGUGAAAUCGACUCCGUGCCCGACACAGCACCACACCGAGAAAUCGACCUCGCCAUCGUAAAAGCUCAGAAAGAACUAGGCGACAAAGCAAAAAUCGCAAUCAUGAUCCCGCCUCUCAUCUACGGCUUCAACCCCGCCCACGGCCGCCUAACAAUCCAAAUUCCCAUCCUGACCCGCUUCGCUCUCAAACACGGUUACGCAGCACAUGUCGGCAAAGGUCUUGGGGUAGAAUCCAACAUCCAUGUCCUCGAUCUAGCCCGCGCUUACAUCGUUCUCCUGCACCAUCUCGAAAAAGUUUCCGCAGCUCAAACCCUCGAGAAUCCUUACUAUUUCUGCGAAACCACAGGAGAUAAUGAACCUUCGUGGUACGAAGUCGCCAAAGCCAUCGGAGAAGGUCUCCACAAAGCUGGUAAACUCAAGGAUCCAGAGCCGAAGGAAUUGACGAAGGAUAAGUGGGAUGAUGCAUUUGCGGGUUUUACUGGUGCGGUGAUUGGAUUGAAUAGUCGUAGUCGAGCGAAUAGAUUGAGAGCGCUGGGAUGGGAGCCAAAGGAGAAAGACUGGAAAGCUUCGUAUUUGGAGGAUGAGUUGCCCGAAAUCUUGAAGGAGGACGUGGGAGGCUUUGCUGGCUACAAAGGAAUAGUCGCAUCUUGAGAAGUGGCACAAAAUUCCAGUGAGAAGUUCAUAAUUCUGACAGUUAUCAAUACUUCAAGACAUCUACUCAUUUCGCGACAACAACAAUCUUUUU